Molecule: messenger RNA, 3515 nt
Organism: Myxocyprinus asiaticus (Chinese sucker)
Lineage: Eukaryota; Metazoa; Chordata; Actinopteri; Cypriniformes; Catostomidae
Gene: eno2
Product: enolase 2
Exons: 12
Coding region: 126-1430 (434 amino acids)
Biological process (GO): glycolytic process
Cellular component (GO): phosphopyruvate hydratase complex
Molecular function (GO): magnesium ion binding; phosphopyruvate hydratase activity
Source: RefSeq, a predicted model, not a curated record
CACCCACCCUCGCUCUGUUUUCCCUCUGCUUCAGUCUCUCUCCCUCUCUUUUGCUCUCUCUCUCUCUUCCGCAGUUCAACACUUUCGAGCUUGCCUCUUGCAAGGCUACACGCACUGACGACAGGAUGUCCAUUGUGAGCAUCAUUGCCAGGGAAAUCCUGGACUCUCGGGGAAACCCUACAGUAGAGGUGGACCUGAGAACUGACAAAGGUCUGUUCAGGGCUGCUGUGCCCAGUGGAGCAUCUACAGGUAUCUAUGAAGCUCUGGAACUCAGAGAUGGAGACAAAAGCCGUUACAAGGGAAAAGGUGUACUGAAGGCUGUUGGUCACAUUAAUGACACUCUUGGGCCAGCCAUCAUUGCAUCUGAGAUUAGUGUGGUGGAACAGGAGAAACUGGACAACAUGAUGAUAGAAUUGGACGGUACAGAGAACAAAUCUCAAUUUGGUGCCAAUGCCAUCCUGGGAGUGUCUCUGGCCAUCUGCAAGGCUGGUGCGGCAGAGAAAGGCGUACCCCUGUACCGUCACAUUGCUGAUCUGGCAGGAAACACAGAACUAGUGCUGCCAGUUCCUGCAUUUAAUGUAAUAAACGGAGGCUCUCAUGCUGGAAACAAGCUUGCCAUGCAGGAAUUCAUGGUACUUCCUGUAGGGGCAGAGUCGUUCCGUGAUGCACUGCGUGUUGGAGCUGAGCUCUACCAGACCCUGAAAGGUGUUAUCAAAGAGAAGUAUGGCCAAGAUGCCACCAACGUUGGUGAUGAGGGAGGUUUUGCUCCAAACAUCUUGGAGAACAGUGAAGCACUGGAGUUGAUAAAAACUGCCAUAGACAAGGCCGGUUUCACAGAUAAAGUUGUGAUUGGAAUGGAUGUAGCCGCCUCUGAGUUCUACCGAGAUGGGAAGUACGAUCUGGACUUCAAGUCGCCCCCAGACCCCAACAGACACAUUACAAGCGAUGAGCUUUUAGAGAUCUACCAGACAUUUGUCAAUGACUAUCCAGUGGUCUCCAUUGAGGAUCCAUUCGAUCAGGAUGACUGGCCCGCCUGGACUAACAUGACAGGUUCCAUCGGGGUCCAGAUUGUGGGAGACGACCUGACCGUGACAAACCCAAAGAGGAUAGAAAAAGCUGCUGAAGAUCGUGCCUGUAACUGUCUGCUCCUGAAAGUCAACCAAAUUGGCACCGUUACAGAGGCCAUCCAGGCAUGUAAGCUCGCCCAGGCCAACGGAUGGGGAGUAAUGGUGAGCCAUCGCUCAGGGGAGACUGAGGACACUUUCAUCGCUGAUCUAGUGGUGGGGCUCUGCACUGGACAGAUAAAGACGGGAGCUCCGUGUAGAUCUGAGCGCCUCGCAAAAUACAACCAACUUAUGAGGAUUGAAGAGGAACUGGGCGAUCAGGCUCGAUUUGCCGGGCACAAUUUCAGAAACCCUAGCGCUCUGUGAGACUGACAUCAUUGCACCGAAAUUACACAAAAAAACAACAGCUGACAAACAGAGUACAUACUGCACUUAACUGACUGACUAUCCCCAACUUAGAUAACCCAGAAUGCAUAAAAAUGGCACUAUUUGCACUGACAUACAAAUAAUGACUUACUCAAACACUCAAAAGAUAUAUGUAAACUGACCUGGACUGAGGACAGGCUUUAAAAGACCAAAUAUUAUGCACAGUGAAUCCUGGACAGGCUGACAUUAUGCACAAGAGAUACUGAAUUACUUGACGGGCAAACCAUGUCCACAGGGUGAACAUGCAUCCGUAAGAUUACAUGGAUACAAAGAAUUUAGGAGACAAGGCCACAAGGCCUUGAUGUUUAAAAAGAGGGAUUUGACUCAGAUGGAAUAAAAGCAGAGAGAGAGAGAUGUAUUUGAAUCAGGUGUAAACAUCUUAGAAUCCAGUUUAAGCUUCAAUUUAGAUUGCGAAGUACGUGUAUAUACAUUUAAAAAAAAAAGUUGACUUGCCACACUAAAAAAAAUAAAUGUAGUUUUUAUGGUUCAUUGCAUGAGAUUUAGGGACAAAUAUUUAGAUUAUGGAAAAUGGAAGGUAGACAAAUAUGCAGAUAUUUUGAUUUGGGGCCUGAAGUGUGGAACAGUUGCAUAGUUACAUUAAUACUUAUGCACAUAUGCGAUGAGAAGCAUCAGUGUGACUGUAAGAUGGAAAAUGAUGUUGUAGUUAGUAACACUGACAGUCUUGUUGGCUAUAUGAGGGCCCAGCAUUUUACUCCGUUUACUAAGUAGUUUGCCCAGGGCAUUAGAUGCAUUUUGUCUAUAAGAAUGUUUUCUCUUAGUUGCUGUUAUUGGGGUUUCUCUCUGACCUAAGAGCAUGCUGAGAAAAAGGAGCAUUUUUCAAAAGAGAGGGCCAAAUCCAUCAAAAUUAAAUUAAAUUGGCAACAGCUUUUCAGGUGCAACAAAGAUACAUAAUAUCAACACAAAAGGUGAUUUGACUUUUUUUAGGGACACCAGACACAUCAUGUUCAUAAAUUUCAUUGGCUUUAAAAAACAUGAUGAAUUGUCAUUGGCUUAUUGGCCAAAAAUAUUGUUAAAGAACGAGAAUGAAAUCUGAAGGAUUAAACAUGAAUUCCCAUAUCGGUUCUAAUAACUAAAUAUAAGCUAAACAUAUUGUGCUAAACCCCCACUUUCAUAUAUCUGCCUGAUUUUCUCAUGCAAUGACUCUUAAAAUAUGAAAAUCUAAUUUUCUUUCACCCUGGAUCUCCAUUUUAAAAGUGAAGUGCGUUAUUUUUGACGUUGAAAUACUUCUAACCUAAUUUGAUUUGCAGAGACAACUACUGUAUAAGUAAGACAGAAGUAGCCAUUUUGUGUCACCUUUAAAACACUGGUGUAUUUGUUUGAGCGUCAACUUAUCGCUCAACCAAUAGUGUGAGGUUGGGGGCGGGACUAGCUGUUUGUCCGAUGAAUUGCAGACAGGGGCGGGGCAGAAGAGACAGUAGGAGUGUUUUAGAAAACACAUUUGGAAACAAACAUUAUUUUUGCAAUUCUGUUUGCCGCCACUAGGGGUGCAGAAAUGACUAAUUUCAUAUUUUAAAAAUCUAAAUCCAGUGAUGAAAGAAAAAGAGACUGAAGAGUAAGACAGAAAUAGUGGGUGCAAAUAUAUAAAUUUAGUCUUCAGGAACAGCUUCAAGCACAACUGAAGAGAUAUAAAUAAAUUCACAAUGACAGAUCACACUCAAAUCUAGACAGACAGACAUUCUUACACGAAUAGAGACAACACACACUCAUUCAUUCACGUUUGUGUAGCAAAGUUUCACCCUCCCAACGCACACGACUCCUUAUUCUCUGACACCAUGGACUUCAAUUCUGUAUUUCUUCCUUUGACGUCAUUUUCACUCUCUUCAUCACUUCUUUUCCCUUCUUGUGGUAAUGGCUUGGCUUGUUCCCUCUUACCUGAAAUGUUUUCCCCUCAUGUGAUCUUUUCUCCAUUAUUGUGGUGGAAAAUGCAAGAUGCAGAGAAAAAAUAACUGACGAGUCUGUCAAUGAAUAAUGUUAUGAAAAUAAAGCUGUCAUUACUUUCGUCAA